AUGAGUCAUGUCAAAUUACGUAUUACAAUGUCUCCAACAAGAAAAUACUGUGACUUGCUAUGCAAGCUAGGGUUAAUUUUAACAAUCCUCCUUGCUAGAACAGUAAACUCUGAAGAAGAUGAUGAUCAAGCUGCUGCUGCUGGUUUACUAUGCAUAAGUGAUUGUUCUACUUGUCCAACUAUAUGCUCGCCCCCACCGCCGCCUUCAUCAUCUCAUCACGCGCCACCUCCUCAAUCUUAUAACUACCAUUCUCCACCACCGCGGCCGCCACGAUCACCACCACUGCCGCCACGGUCAAGUUCAUCUUCACAGCCACCACAAACACCAAGAUGGUAUCCUAUAUGGGGUAUUCCACCACCUCCUUCUGCAGGGUAUUAUUACCAUACACCCAAUAAUGCACAAGCCCCACCUAAACAAGGACAGUACCCUUACCCUUAUUACUAUUUCUAUGCCUCAAAGGCCUCCUCUGUCAAUUCUCUGUCUCUUCAUGGUUCGUACAAGAAUUUCUCGUGUGUAUAUGUUGAGUCGUUGCUAAAGGCAAUAUCUUAG
Molecule: messenger RNA, 549 nt
Organism: Mercurialis annua (annual mercury)
Lineage: Eukaryota; Viridiplantae; Streptophyta; Magnoliopsida; Malpighiales; Euphorbiaceae
Product: leucine-rich repeat extensin-like protein 1
Exons: 3
Coding region: 1-549 (182 amino acids)
Source: RefSeq, a predicted model, not a curated record